Molecule: messenger RNA, 4542 nt
Organism: Myripristis murdjan (pinecone soldierfish)
Lineage: Eukaryota; Metazoa; Chordata; Actinopteri; Holocentriformes; Holocentridae
Gene: ipo5
Product: karyopherin (importin) beta 3
Exons: 26
Coding region: 91-3372 (1093 amino acids)
Biological process (GO): protein import into nucleus
Molecular function (GO): protein binding
Source: RefSeq, a predicted model, not a curated record
GCAUUGUGUGACCGGAGCGGUGACUCUAACUGCCGGGCUCAUCUCGCCGCUUCGCCACCGGGCUGGUCUUUUUUUCUGGAUCUCACUGCAAUGGCGGAACAGCAGCAGUUCUACCUCUUGCUGGGCAACCUGAUGAGCCCCGACAACACCGCUAGGAAACAGGCGGAGGAGACAUAUGAUACCAUCCCUGGCCCGAACAAGAUCACAUUCUUGCUGCAGGCCAUUAGAGAUGCAUCUGCCACUGAGGAGGUUAAACAGAUGGCGGCGGUGCUGCUGCGGCGGCUGCUGUCCUCGUCCUUCGAAGAGAUCUACCCCGGCCUGACACUGGAGAUGCAGACGGCCAUCAAGACAGAGCUGCUGACCAGCAUCCAGCAGGAGACUUCACCCAAUAUCCGCAAGAAGGUCUGCGACAUCGCCGCCGAGCUCUCUCGCAACCUCAUUGAUGAUGACGGGAACAACCAGUGGCCAGAGUUGCUCAAGUUUCUAUUUGAUUCAGUCAACUCCCAGAACGUCGGCCUGCGAGAAGCUGCCCUGCACAUAUUCUGGAACUUCCCAGGAAUCUUUGGCAACCAGCAGCAGCAUUACAUGGAGGUCAUCAAGCGCAUGCUAGUACAAUGCAUGCAGGACCAGGAGAACCCACAGAUUCGCACCCUGGCGGCUCGGGCUGCUGCUUCCUUUGUUCUGUCCAAUGAAAGCAACACGGCGCUGCUGAAACACUUCUCUGAUCUGCUGCCAGGCAUCCUGCAGGCAGUGAACGAGUCCUGCUACCAGGGAGACGACUCUGUGCUCAAGUCCUUGGUGGAAAUCGCUGAUACAGCUCCUAAAUACCUGAGACCCAACCUGGAGGCCACCCUGCAGCUCAGUCUGAAGCUAUGUGCAGACACCAACCUGACAAACAUGCAGAGGCAGUUGGCGUUGGAAGUCAUCGUCACCCUGUCUGAGACGGCAGCAGCGAUGCUGAGGAAACAUACGGCCAUUGUUUCUCAGAGUGUGCCCCAGAUGCUCGCUAUGAUGGUGGAUCUAGAGGAGGAUGAGGAGUGGGCCAUGGCUGACGAGCUGGAGGAUGAUGACUUUGACAGUAAUGCGGUGGCUGGGGAGAGCGCUCUUGACAGGAUCGCCUGUGGUUUGGGGGGAAAGAUCGUCCUGCCAAUGAUCAAACAGCACAUCAUGCAGAUGCUACAGAACCCUGACUGGAAGUACCGCCACGCCGGGCUGAUGGCGCUGUCGGCCAUUGGCGAGGGCUGCCACCAACAGAUGGAGGCCAUCCUCAACGAGAUCGUCAGCUUCGUCCUGCUCUUCUGCUCUGACCCUCAUCCUAGAGUGCGCUAUGCUGCUUGCAACGCGAUUGGACAGAUGGCCACAGACUUCGCCCCCACCUUCCAAAAGAAAUUCCAUGACAAGGUAAUCUCAGCCCUGCUUCAGACCAUGGAGGACCAGAGUAACCCUCGGGUGCAGGCACAUGCUGCUGCUGCCCUCAUCAACUUCACUGAGGACUGUCCCAAAUCACUGCUCAUCCCCUACCUGGACAACCUGGUGCAGCACCUCCACGUCAUCAUGGUGGCCAAACUCCAAGAGCUGAUCCAGAAAGGCACCAAACUCGUCCUGGAGCAGGUAGUGACAUCCAUCGCCUCGGUUGCUGACACGGCUGAGGAGAAGUUUGUGCCCUACUACGACCUUUUCAUGCCUUCGCUGAAACACAUCGUAGAAAACGCGGUGCAGAAGGAGCUGCGGCUGCUGCGCGGCAAGACCAUCGAGUGCAUCAGCCUCAUCGGUCUGGCCGUGGGCAAAGAGAAGUUCAUGCCAGAUGCCUCGGCUGUGAUGCAGCUUCUCCUCAAGACCCAGACAGAUUUUAAUGAUCUGGAAGACGACGAUCCUCAGAUCUCGUACAUGAUCUCAGCCUGGGCGAGGAUGUGUAAAAUCCUGGGGAAGGAGUUUCAGCAGUACCUGCCAGUCGUGAUGGGCCCCUUGAUGAAGACGGCCUCCAUCAAGCCAGAGGUGGCCCUCCUCGACACCCAGGACAUGGAGAACAUAUCAGAGGAUGACGGAUGGGAGUUUGUCAACCUGGGAGACCAGCAGAGCUUCGGCAUCAAGACGGCCGGCCUGGAGGAGAAGGCCACCGCCUGUCAGAUGCUGGUGUGCUACGCCAAAGAGCUGAAGGAGGGUUUUGUGGAAUACACAGAGCAGGUGGUGAAGCUGAUGGUGCCACUACUGAAGUUCUACUUUCAUGAUGGUGUCCGGGUGGCGGCAGCUGAGUCCAUGCCCCUGCUGCUGGAGUGUGCGCGGGUUCGUGGCCCAGAGUACCUGACCCAGAUGUGGCACUUUAUGUGCGAUGCCCUCAUCAAGGCCAUCGGAACAGAACCCGACUCAGAUGUCCUGUCGGAAAUCAUGCAUUCAUUUGCCAAGUGUAUUGAGUUGAUGGGAGACGGCUGCCUGAACAAUGAGCAUUUUGAGGAGCUGGGUGGCAUUUUGAAGGGAAAGCUGGAGGAGCAUUUUAAGAACCAGGAGCUCAGACAAGCCAAGAGACAGGACGAAGACUAUGAUGAGCAGGUGGAGGAAACAUUACAAGAUGAGGAUGAAAAUGACGUUUACAUCCUGACGAAGGUGUCAGACAUCUUGCACUCAGUCUUCAGUAGUUACAAAGAGAAGGUCCUUCCUUGGUUUGAGCAGCUGCUGCAGCUCAUCGUCCAGCUAAUAUGUCCCAACAGGCCCUGGGCCGACAGACAGUGGGGUUUGUGUAUCUUUGACGAUGUGGUGGAGCACUGCAGUCCCUCUUCUUUUAAAUAUGCUGAGUAUUUCCUGCGGCCGAUGCUGCAGUCGCUAUGUGACUCGAGCCCUGAGGUCCGGCAGGCGGCAGCUUACGGCGUCGGUGUCAUGGCUCAGUACGGAGGAGAGAACUACCGGCCAUUCUGCACAGAGGCCAUCCCGCUGCUUGUGGGAGUGAUCCAGGCAGCCGAAUCACGCUCCAAGGAGAACGUCAACGCCACAGAGAACUGCAUCUCCGCUGUCGGGAAAGUAAUGAGGUUCAGGCCAGAGUGUGCCAACGUUAACGAGAUCCUCCCCCACUGGCUGGGCUGGCUGCCACUCAACGAGGACAAGGAGGAGGCUGUGCACACGUUCGACUUUCUGUGUGACCUCAUCGAAACCAACAAUCCCAUCAUCCUCGGACCAGACAAUUCCAACCUUCCCAAAAUAUUCCUCAUCAUCGCAGAGGGAGUAGCCAACGAGUCAGUUAAGAGCGAAGAUGCAUGCAGCAAACGGCUGGCACACGUCAUCCGCCAAGUUCAGGCUUCAGGAGGACUAUGGACGCAGUGUGUAUCGACGCUGAAUGAGACGCAGCAGAAAGCCAUACAGGACCUCCUCAACGCUGCUUGAGCCUCCGUUUCAAAACCCCGGUCACCGCCCCGAUCCCUCCUUUUUAACCAAGACCAUAAAGAAGCAUCGAGCUCCUGGAUCUCCUCCAUACAAUCCUUCCUCUUCCUCCUGCUCUGAUCUGUAGUGUGUAUGAGUGUGUAUGGAUGCCGGCUUCAGCCCCCCUGCCCUCCUCCCCACCCCACCCCGCUCCACUCCACCACCCUACUCUAGUAUACAGCCUUCACCCAGGGAGUGGGCUGGAUUAUCGGCUACAGAUGGAGGACAUCGCCCAGCCACCAAAAAAAGUCUUUCACCCUCUUCUCAACAGAAGCGUCACCGGUUCUCACCUGUGCAAAGGGAACCAAAGGAAAGCAUCUGUCCCUUAAACCACAUCUCGUUACGGUUCCGUGUCUUAUAUCUGGACUUAAUUUUUUUUUUUUUUUUUAAGCCAUUCCCUGACGGUUUGACUUGUCUAGCUAGUCCCUGAAGCAUUCUCCAUGUCACCCAGUGGAAACUCAUUGGACUGUCGGGGCUCAGAAGGGCCAGAGCUGGUAAAUGGGGACAGGACUGGACAUUAAAGCGGACUGAGGAAAUGAAUUGAGGUGGAAAUGCACGUGGGGCGAUCACUGCCUGUCUCCUGUGAAUUUUUUCUUUUCUUUUUUUGUUCUGUUUUAUUUUUUCUCCUUGUUCUGUAUUCCCAGUGUUAUCUGGGUGGAAAUGGCCUCUGUUCGCCACGGGUCAGAGGGUAUGUGUCUAAAAAAAAAAAACUUAAAAAAAAAAACUUUAAAAAAACUAACGGCAUGUGUGUAAGUGGCUAACUCUAGGAAAUAUAAACUAGUUAGGAAAUCUACAUCAUUGUCGUCUGGGAGAGUUGACAUCAGCCUCAGCAAGUUCCCUUCAUAGCCUUCCAGACAGCUAUUCAUGGGAGAUGAAAAAAAAACAAUGUUUUCGUAGCGGUUUGCACCCUUUUUAUAGCAGUUUGGUAAAGGGCACUCGUAGGAAGUGCAAUAAUCCAUAGUGGGUCUUGGCCGCGACGUGUGUGACAAGCUGAAGGAACACAGGAUUGUAGAGUAUUUGUAAAAUGCGUGCUACCAUCCUCUAAAGUUUUUGGUUUUGGCCCUUUGCAGUUCUGCAGGUAUGUGAUGGAAUUCCAGAAAUUACAAUAAAGUUUCAGUCGAGACUUCAGAAGGA